AUGGACGCAGUGGCAAAUCUUCCGCCAGAUGUGUUUCGCUCCGGUGACACUACUCCACGUUCAAAGUCUCGCUCCAGAUCUCCACUGCGGCCCGCUCCUGCGCAACAGCGUUUGCAGCCAGCGUCUUCUGCUCGAAGCUCUGCUGCUCGUGAAGAUGAUUUGGUAUUCCUCGACUAUCUGGACGAAGGGCCUAGUCCUAUGCGUGUGGAAGACAGUCCGCAUACAAAGAAACGCAAGAGUGCCUGGGUGGUUCCAAUACACACGUUCCGAAACACGAGAAAAAAAUAA
Cladocopium goreaui is the source of this 288-nucleotide messenger RNA. The record is from the annotation of a GenBank genome assembly. NCBI's taxonomy places the organism in Eukaryota, Dinophyceae, Suessiales, Symbiodiniaceae.